AUGGCCAGGCCAGAACCAUUUUUAUCAGAUGGCAAUCAGGAAUUAUUUCCCUGUGAAGUCUGUGGAAGACGCUUUGCAGCAGAUGUUCUGGAAAGGCAUGGACCAAUAUGUAAAAAACUCUUCAACAAAAAGCGUAAACCUUUCAAUUCCUUGAAACAAAGAUUACAGGGCACUGACAUUUUCACUGUGAGGACAACUCCUCAAUCCAAGCCUCAGCCCGUGAGGAAAGCUAACUGGAGGCAACAACACGAGGACUUCAUGAACGCGAUCCGGUCAGCAAAGCAGUGUUCCCUGGCCAUCAAGGAGGGCCGGCCUCUCCCACCUCCUCCGCCUCCGUCCGUCAACCCAGAUUAUAUUCAGUGCCCAUAUUGUAUGAGGAGGUUUAAUGAAAAUGCAGCCAGUCGCCAUAUUAAUUUCUGCAAGGAUCAGUCUUCUCGCCGAGUCUUUGAUCCAGCCCAAACAGCAGCCAAACUGGCAUCCAGAGCACAGGGUAGGGCUCAGACGAGUUCCAAAAAAGAACCGACGGUUACCAGUGCUGUGGGCACUCUGCUACAGAACAGGGCCCUGGAGGCCACAAGAUUGGCCCCAACCAGGCCAGGAUUAGCAGUGGACCCUGCUUCUGCGGCAAAACUCAAACAAGGAUUUACUAAAUCUUCUAAAAAAGAUUAACUCCUAGAGGCCAGACUGGCUCCCUAAAACCCGCCCCCAUAGCUGCACCCCCGGAAUGCCACCCGAAGGAAGGCGCAGUGGAUGUCUGUUUCAAUGCCUGUGAUUUCUCUCGAAACAUCGUGUAGAAGUAAAAAACUUUAGCUUUUCAAAUUUUCUUAUUUGCUCCCUUCAAAAUAGUCGAAGUGAAUGCAUUAAACACCACAUUAACCUGUACAGUGAUUGAUUUAAAGAUUCCCUUGAAGCCUUUUUUAAACUGGACAUUUAAUGGGCUUUUUAAAGGAUGUUGCUUUGAUAGUGGAAACGUUCAGCGAAACGGUUUUUGGAGGACUAGCAUCAUUUACUGACUAGGAAGAUGUUUUUUUUACCUAGCUUCUUCGUUCUACAGCUGUGAAUUCCCAGCUUUGCUAUUUGCUUCUAACAAGCAUUAAACUGUGAUUAGUAACAACUCGUAUUUUAAAUGUCCAUCUAUAUACCAUGGAGAAUUAUCUCACAUACACAAGUGCACAGAGUUGUUUGCGGGGGGGAGGGGGGCACUGCAGUGGAGAGAACCAGGUACAAUGAUCUCCACACUGGGAGGGAAAGAUGCUCUAAGCAGCCAGAAGCCAUUUAUCUCGGCCAAAUCAG
Messenger RNA from Phyllostomus hastatus (greater spear-nosed bat), 1293 nucleotides. RefSeq names its product zinc finger C2HC-type containing 1B (gene ZC2HC1B). The coding region runs from base 1 to 669 and encodes 222 amino acids. Lineage: Eukaryota; Metazoa; Chordata; Mammalia; Chiroptera; Phyllostomidae. The record is from RefSeq and is a predicted model, not a curated record. The transcript is spliced from 8 exons.